Culex quinquefasciatus (southern house mosquito) is the source of this 2664-nucleotide messenger RNA. RefSeq lists its product as uncharacterized. The record is from RefSeq and is a predicted model, not a curated record. NCBI's taxonomy places the organism in Eukaryota, Metazoa, Arthropoda, Insecta, Diptera, Culicidae. Gene Ontology annotation, molecular function: nucleic acid binding. The transcript has 3 exons. The coding region runs from base 1 to 2664 and encodes 887 amino acids.
AUGUAUCGGCAGGUGCGUGUGCAUCCGAGCGAUACGCCGUACCAGCGAAUCUUCUGGAGGAAGGACCCGAACGAGCGCUUGCGAGUGCUUGAGCUGAACACCGUGACCUACGGAACGGCGAGCGCCCCGUUCCUCGCAACGCGGUGUCUGGUGGAGCAGGCGGAGUCGGCGAAAGGCCGGUUCCCAGCAGCCGCCAAGAUCGUGAUCGAGGACAUGUAUGUCGACGACAUGCUGUCCGGAGCCAGCAACGAGAAGGAAGCAGUGAAACUUGUGCUGGAACAAGUGCUAAAGUGUGUGCCUGAAGAAGAUCGGGAGAAGCCGAAACCGAUCGAAGAAUAUAGUGCGAACGAAGCCAUUAAGGCUCUGGGUGUCCUGUGGGACCCACGCGAGGAUGAGUUUCGUUUUGUGAACUGUUUGGAAGAGUGCGACGACAAACCAGUUUCGAAGGCGAAAGUGUUUUCGGACAUCCUGAAAGUGUUUGACCCGCUGGGCUUCGUAGCCCCAGUCAUCGUGCUGGCCAAAGUGUUUAUGCAGAAGUUGUGGGCCAGCAAGAUGGACUGGGCUACUGAACUAAACGAAGAGCUUCUGUGUGAGUGGUUCGAGAUUCGAGAGUCUCUAACAGCGCUGAACGACAUCCGUGUGCCACGAUGCGUCGUGGUGCCCAACACGGUUCUGCACGAGCUGCACGGGUUCGCUGACGCGUCGACCGUUGCCUACGGGGCCAACGUCUACCUGCGCUGUAUCCGCGGGAAUGGGUCGGCCGAGGCCAACCUGUUGUGCGCGAAAUCCCGAGUGGCUCCACUGAAGAAGCUGUCCGUGCCGAACCUGGAGCUGUGUGCAGCGCUGUUGCUUGCGCGGCUCGUCGUGAAGGUCAUCGAAACGCUGGAUCUGAAGCUGUCUGCUAUCGAGCUGUAUUCGGACAGCCAGAUUGUGCUCGCAUGGCUGAAGAAGGAUCCGAAUCUCCUGGAGACCUUCGUGCGUAACCACAUCAUCCAGAUCUUCAACCUCACAGGUAAGUUCCGAUGGAAUUACGUGAGGUCAGCCGACAAUCCGGCAGACAUCGUCUCUCGAGGGAUGAGUCCCAAACUCUUGAGUCGGUGUCCGAAGUGGUGGAAGAGUCUUCUACCGCUGACGAGCGCUGCCUAUGUUCCUGAAGAACCCCCCGAACUCGAGGACGACGAGCUGCCAGGGCUGGUAGCCAUCGUCUACAAAGUCACCGUCUUCGAGGAGAUGCCGGUGUUUAAACGGUUCGGCGAGUUCCGGAAACUCCAGCGCGUGAUCUGCUACGUGCGCAGAUUCGUCCAGAACUGCAGGAACAAGAAGUCUGGACAACCAAGGACGACGUGCGCCUACGUGACAGUUCCUGAAACGAGAGCGGCGUUAAAGUCCAUCAUUUGGUCGAUUCAAAUGGCAGCCUUACCAGAUGAGUUUUAUCUAGCGAAGACCGCACAAACAUCCAGCCAGCUCGCGAGCCUGGCACCAAUCGUCGACGAGGACGGUCUGCUGAGAGUCGGCGGACGUCUGGAACAUUCGAGCCUCCCGUACGAGGCUAAGCAUCCCGUGAUCCUGCCCCGUCAUCACGUGACUACGUUGCUGGUCCGAGCGCUGCAUGUGGAGAACCUGCAUGUCGGCCCCUCCGGACUCCUGGCCAUCGUUCGACAACAGUACUGGCCGCUGAAGGCGCGCAACGUAGUUCGCGACGUGACUCGCAAGUGCCUGCAGUGCUUCAAGGCCAACCCACGCAGGAUUGAACAGUUCAUGGGACAGCUUCCAGCGGAACGAGUGAACGUUGCAGCCCCCUUCGAGUACACCGGCGUGGACUACACUGGACCUGUGACGGUGAAACAAGGCAAGUACAGACCUAAACUUACCAAAGCCUACAUCGCCGUGUUCGUCUGUCUGGUCACCAAGAACAUCCACCUGGAAUUGGUGUCAGACUUGACAACCGAGGCCUUUUGGCCGCCCUGGAUCGUUUCGUCAACCGACGAGGACCUUCUGAAACGCGGAAUCCAAGACUUGCUCGUGCCCAAAGCCAUCGAGUGGAGCUUCAUCCCGCCCAGGGCUCCCAACUUCGGCGGAUUGUGGGAGGCGGGCGUGAAGAGCGUCAAGACACACCUGAAACGAACACUGCAGAACGCGGUGCUUACCUUUGAAGAGUUUUCUACCAUCUUGACGCACGUUGAAGCGGUCUUGAACUCUCGGCCGCUCUUCAGCUUGUCGGACAGCCCCGGAGAUCCUCUUCCGAUAACUCCGGCGCAUCUUCAACUCGGCAGGCCGCUGCGUCCUGUCGCCAAGCCCUCCCGUAGCGGUGUCGCGGACAACCGUCUGAACCGCUGGGAGUACCUGGACAAGCUUCGUGAGGACUUCUGGGGCCGCUGGUCCAGAGAGUACCUGACAAGUCUGCAGAACCGUGCGAAGUGGACCAAGAAAUCGCACAAUCUGCAGCCCGGAAUGCUGGUCCUCCUCGUCGAGGACAACCUUCCGUCGCAGACCUGGAAGGUCGGCAUCAUCGUCGAGACUUACCCCGGAAUGGACGCGCUGGUGCGUGUCGUGGACGUGAAAACCGGUUCUGGAGCAGUCUUCAAGCGGUCGGUAUCCAAACUGGCACCCUUGCCGACCGUAGACAACGACCGGCUUCUGGAGCGCUUCGGUGCUUCAGAUUAG